This is a messenger RNA of Diuraphis noxia (Russian wheat aphid), 1249 nucleotides long. RefSeq names its product Ecdysone-inducible gene L2 (gene ImpL2). Gene Ontology annotation, biological process: cell-cell adhesion. The record is from RefSeq and is a predicted model, not a curated record. NCBI's taxonomy places the organism in Eukaryota, Metazoa, Arthropoda, Insecta, Hemiptera, Aphididae.
CAGAUCAUUACGACUUGUUGCAUCAAAUCCAGUACACGGCGCACCGACUUUCGUAAAGACUACUAAAUUUCAAAAGUGCACAAACAGACGCCAAUAUGGGAUAUUCAGCAAUGCUACUAGGAUUUUCCUGGUUAGUCAUGAUCAAUAGUAUUGGAUUCGCUGCAGUCUUACCGAUGAACCAUAUUAUAGAGAACUCACUUUCAGAUGAAUCGACAUUUAGAGGUAAUGAAAAAAAUGCAGCAAAAUUUGAACUUAAAGAUUGGGUAAUGGUAAAAGCAACGCCCUCAGACCCUAUUCGAGUUCCUCCUGGUGGCAGGGUUGAACUUGAAUGUACGGUUUUCGGUAGCCCUGUGCCUCAAGCACAAUGGAAUCGUGGAAUACAACUCAAUCAGAUUACAUUAGGUCCAAAUGAAUUCGAAGAUUCUGGUGAAUUUCAAAGUGUCGGUAAAGUUACAGUAAGACAUGUAAUUGACUGUGUCCAACCACAUCACCAAGGAGUUUAUACGUGUAGUGGUCAAGCAAGGGAUCAGACAAUGGCCAGUGAUCCAGUCGCAAUCUCAAUUGAAGGCAGGGCAGUUCAGUGUUCCAGUGGUAAAACUAGAAUAGUCAAGUGGAGUCCAAUCAUAACGCAGAUGAUUGGUUCAACUGUAGUUAUACCAUGCGUGGUAACAGACACUGCACCAUACAGGCAAUAUUGGAAAGACAACUUUGGUAACAUAAUAGACACUGACAUCGAUUCCAGACGCAAAUUGGGUCCCGAAGGAGAGCUAAUUUUAAACAACUUAAGCUGGUCAGACAUGGGUGAAUAUACUUGUGUUGCGGAAAAUUCUAUAAGUCGAGACAACACAUCUACGUUCCUGUAUCCAAUGUUACCUAAUGUUUAAAAUAUCUUACACGUAGAUACACACCAUAGGAAAUUAUCUAUAAUCUCUUAACAAAAUUUGCUCUUAAUGUUCAAAUAUUAAAGCAUUGUAAUCUGAAAUAAUUUAUUCAAUUAUAUAACUUUAUAUAGUCGCUUAUACGCUCAUUAAUAGCUGCAGUCCAAUAUUAAAAUGACAUUAAAUUAUAUYGAUUAGUUCUAGAAUUUUACUGCUUUAAUAGUCGAAUGCUUAUACUAUAUGUAUCGUAAUCGUAAACCAUUGAGUAUUUAUCUUUUAUUUUGUUAUUUCUUAAGUAAAAUAUUGCUUGCCAUCAAGUCUCGUAUUGUUUUAUUGGUUGUGCAAUAAAUUUAGAGUGUUAAAAACUCAAA